AUGUUUUCUAUGUUGUUUGUAUUUUGGAUUAUAUUAUUAGUCAAUAGAAGUUUAUUUGUUAAAACAGCUUUUGUUAAUGAAAGUGCUUUGCAAGAUGAACAAGUCAUCAACAAUAAUCUAACACUUAUUGAAGAUGCAACACUUGCACAAACAACAAGUAGUGGAGAAAUCGAUACACCAUCAUUAUCAAUCGAUGAUGUGAUUGAAUUAAAUGUUGGUGGCCAAAAAAUAACUACAUUACGUUCAACUUUAACUGCUGUGCCCAGUUCGAAACUAGCUCGUAUGUUUAGUAAAGAUAAUACUGAAAAACAUUUACCUGUGGAUCAACAGGGUGCAGUAUUUUUUGAUUAUAAUCCAAUCUAUUUUAAUUAUUUACUUGAUCAAUUGAGAACUAUAAAACGGCAACCGGAAAAACCAGAAUAUCAACUCCAAUUUCAAGCUCCCUUUAUUGGUUCACAAUUGAAUUUUACACAUAUGCUUGUCGAUCUUGGAUUAACACGAAAAAUUCCUUCUAAAACCUGUAAUACUCAGAUUGAAAUUAAUAAAGGCAAUAAAUUCUUAACCGAUCAUUUCCUAUCACCCAGAGAAGGUGCACAUAUCAAUUUAACUAUAAGUUCUCUUGCCGGUUGGAAAGAAUGUCAUCGCAGUGCAUACAAUGUACCAUUCGAUUUAUCUGUAUUGAAAAAAUCAUGUAAUGGUAGUCAACUUCUGGUUGCUUGUCGUCCUGUUGAUAACAAGAAAAUUCUAACUCUGGCAGGCAUAGGAGAUAUGGAGGAUGUUUUACAUCCAUGUUUACCCAAACAAUGUAAUGCUAAUGAGAAACCAAAGAAGAAAAAUAAAAAAUUAACAUGUUCCGGUAAUCAUCAAUGUAUUACGCAAUCGAAACGAGGCGUAGGAUGGUAUAAUGCUAAUAAUCAAACAUGGGGUUUCGUACGUGGAUCUUUAUCCUUUAUGGUUAAUCCAUGUGAUGCUAGUGAUUUGGAUUCUGACUAUCGACUUUGUUGGACAUCACAAUCAGUGGCUAAACAAAAUGCUGGUGAUCGAUGUGGUAAUGCACAAAAUUUACAAAAUUCAAUCAAAUGGGAACGUCUUAUCUACUAUACUGUCUAA
Rotaria socialis is the source of this 1110-nucleotide messenger RNA. The record is from the annotation of a GenBank genome assembly. NCBI's taxonomy places the organism in Eukaryota, Metazoa, Rotifera, Eurotatoria, Philodinida, Philodinidae.